CCGUGGGGCGCCCCCCCGCCCCCGAGGGCUGACGGCGGCGCGCCCCUUCUCUCGCAGGCCGCCGGCAGCCAUGAACCAGUUCAGCUUCGGGUCGGGCGCGGCGGGAGGCGGCUUCACCUUCGGCGUGCCGAAGACGGCCGCCGCCACCACGGCCGCGACGGGCUUCUCCUUCUCCACCUCCGCCGCCUCGGGAGGCUUCAGCUUCGGCACGGCGGCGCAGACGCCCGCCAGCAGCCAGCCGGCCGGGCUCUUCUCCCUCAGCACGCCGGCCAGCACCGCGCAGCCCGCCGGCUUCAGCUUCGGCACGCAGCCCGCCGCCACGGCGGCGCCGGCCGGGGCCGUGUUCUCGCUGGGGGGAAAUGCACCCAAAUUAAACUUGGGAGGCAGUAGCACAACUCAAGCUGCAGGUAUCACAGGAGGCUUUGGGUUCGGCGGCUCUGUACCGGCUAGUGCGCCCUCAAGUCAAGCAGCAGCCCCCUCUGGCUUUGUUUUUGGCUCUGCUGGUACCACCGCCACUACCACUCAGUCUGGGACAACUGGAGGGUUUACUUUUUCCAGUGGUAGUGCAACCCAGGCAGCAACACCCAGCUUCAGUAUCAGCACCGUAAGCAGUGCGGCCCCGCAAGCAGCGCCCGCGGGGUUGACCUUUGGAGCAGCGCCUGCUGCCGCUGCCACCACUGCUGCCACCCUAGGAGCAACAACACAGCCAGCAACUGCCUUCAGCCUUGGGGGACAGUGCUCAGGUCUAAACUUUGGAUCAUUGACUUCAACAGCAGCCACUAGUGCACCUACAGGAACGUUGACCACUAGUACAAGCCAGGCGCCCGCUCUCUCUUUUGGAGCCAAACUUGGAGUAACAUCCACAGCUUCUACAACUGCUACUAGCACCACACCUUCCCUUCUUGGUUCAACUGGGCCUACGCUGUUUGCAUCUAUAGCAAGUUCCUCAGCACCAACGUCUUCCACAUCCACAGGCCUCUCACUUGGUGCCACUUCCACUGCUACAGCCACUCUUGGAACUCUUGGAUUUGGAUUAAAAGUUCCUGGGACAACAGCUGCAGCAACAAGCACUGUGACUAGCUCUUCCUCUGCUCCUGGUGUUAGCUUUGCUUUGAAUAUUAAGCCAUUAACUACCACUGGUACCAUUGGAGCUGUGACUUCUACAGCUACUGUAACCACAGCAACAGCCAGCGCACCUCCAGUGAUGACUUAUGCCCAGCUUGAGAGCUUGAUAAACAAGUGGAGUCUAGAACUUGAAGAUCAGGAGAAACACUUCCUUCAUCAAGCUACGCAAGUUAAUGCCUGGGAUCGGACAUUGAUAGAAAAUGGAGAAAAGAUUACUUCAUUGCACAGAGAAGUAGAGAAGGUGAAACUUGAUCAGAAGAGACUGGAUCAGGAACUAGACUUUAUUCUGUCACAACAGAAAGAGCUGGAAGACUUGUUGACUCCUCUGGAGGAGUCUGUGAAGGAACAGAGCGGGACUAUCUACUUGCAGCAUGCAGAUGAAGAAAGGGAGAGAACAUAUAAACUGGCUGAAAACAUAGAUGCUCAGUUAAAGCGUAUGGCACAAGAUCUCAAGGACAUCAUUGAGCACUUGAAUACAUCAGGAGGCCCAGCAGACACUAGUGACCCGCUUCAGCAGAUCUGUAAAAUUUUGAAUGCACAUAUGGAUUCAUUGCAGUGGAUUGACCAGAACUCAGCCCUGUUGCAGAGAAAGGUAGAAGAGGUGACAAAGGUUUGUGAGAGCCGCCGCAAGGAGCAAGAGCGCAGUUUUAGAAUCACAUUUGAUUGAAAGACUUCAAUGGUGUUAGAAUAUUAAGCUAAAGUCUCAUCUACAUAGAAAACUGAGGUUGGUGGGGACCUGGAUUUAAAAUUGUGAUCUGGAUUUGUAUUUUUGUUUUUUAUUUCAAAAAGUUUGCUUUGUUUUUUUAUUCCAAAGCUAGUCUUUCCAGUGUCAUACUGGAAUUCAGUGAGUCCAGUCUGAGAGACUGCAUAAAAUUUGUGCUGAAAUUAUGUGCUUUUGUUCUCUAAUCUUUGUAAGUGCAUGCAAACUGAGUAGAUAUGAAAAUGCUGACUUUAAGGGACUUAAUACCUGUGACUUCACAGCUGAGCUCUUGAGCUCUGUUAUGCUUAAAUAACGUAGAUAUUUUUAAUCAAAUCCUCAUAAGCUUUUAUUCAGCUUCUUAUGAGAAGGCUUGAUGAACAGGUGUCCUUCCAAAGAACUGUAGAAGUUGGACAAAUGCAGAUGCCUAGUGUCAUAAGCUGACAUACACAUGUUUAAAUUGGGUACGCUUCCAAUUCUGAAAGUGGGGCUCGUUUCCUGUGUCUUUUGGCAAUAAACUGCUUUUGUGCUUGUACCUUCAAGUGUUUCUGAAGCACGUGGAUGUAAGCAGAAUUUGUGAUUAAAAAAUAUUAGAUGUGCAAGUAGAAAACUGGUAUUUCUGUUGUGAUGGGUUGUGGAGCUUGUUCAGUCAUAAGGGUAUAGGAAAAUGUAUUGAACAGUCUGUGAAGACUUUAAAGAGAUAUAGUAAUGUCAUUGGUUUUUUGAUUGUUAUUUUAAUGCACAUUCUAGUAUAUUUUUACUAAUAUGGGAAAAUAACCACUUUCUUUAGCAGAACUGUGCUAAUCCUUGAUUCUGACUUACUCCAUAUAUAGGCCUGAUUCUGCUGAAUGCUAUGAACUGAUACAAAUAAUGUCUUUUAUUCUUCAUUUACCCCCCUGCCCCCAUUUCUCUAUGUACUGUCCCCCUGGAAAAAGGAAAGGGCCCAAUUAUUGUAAUACUUCACUGAUUUUUUUAA
Molecule: messenger RNA, 2798 nt
Organism: Dromaius novaehollandiae (emu)
Lineage: Eukaryota; Metazoa; Chordata; Aves; Casuariiformes; Dromaiidae
Gene: NUP62CL
Product: nucleoporin 62 C-terminal like
Exons: 12
Coding region: 71-1792 (573 amino acids)
Biological process (GO): protein import into nucleus; RNA export from nucleus
Cellular component (GO): nuclear pore; nuclear pore central transport channel
Molecular function (GO): phospholipid binding; structural constituent of nuclear pore
Source: RefSeq, a predicted model, not a curated record